AAGAGGAGUGGCACCGGCGUCACAGCAAGGGGAGCCCUCCUGAUUGGACGGACAAAAAGCGACGCGGAGUUAACCGAUAUAUCAGCAUCUUGAAAAUUCUGCAGCCCUAUGUUGACGAUAAAAGCAUAAAAAAGGAUGCAAACUAGAAAAAGCCAUUCUGAUCACCUUGCUCAUUUGGUCGCUAAUAGACAGCGGAGGUAAUGUAUAAGAUCUGGGACUUGGUUCUUUUUGUAGGACUCUAACCAACACUGAAAAUGCUAUUCCUUCCACAAAACAUGUGAUGCAGAGGAAAAGCCCUCCAGCAGUCAGCAUUGAAAUAGAUAUUGAAGACGAUGAGGAAACAUCAGCUGUUGAAGACUCAAAUGAGGGUGGAGGGGAUUCGAAAGAGAAGAAGCAGCAGAGAAAGCGACCUACUACAAGACACUCCAAGGGAACAGUGGAAAUCGGGGAAGACUCCGAAGAGGAAAGAGCAACAGCAAAAGGCAGGAAGAGGAACGUGAGAGGAGAGGACAGAAAAGCUGGCAGAGAUGAGGGACCUGAAAAAGAGACGCCUAAGCGCAAAAAGAACACGAGGAACGAACGAGCCAAGAAGCGAGGUUCUGAAGAAGAGGAAGACCCCAAGAAGAGGAAAAAGAGGGGCAAAAGUGCCAAGAGAGGGGCAGAAGACAGUGAUGAAGAAGAGAAAGACAAGAAAACGGGGAAAAAGGACACAAAGGGAAAUGUAAAAACAAAUGACAAAAAGGCAAAGAAAAUCAAGAAGAAAGUAGAGUGCAGUUCGGAUUCUGAGGAAUCUUCUGAAGUAGAAGAUGAAGUCAUUACUGAGGAGGAAUUGGCAAAGCUGAAGGAGGCAGUUGAAGAAAAAAAGAAGUUAAUUGUUACUUUGAGAAACAAACCAUGGCGAAUGAAAAGGAAACUUGAGACUUUGAAGGAAGCUCAGGAGUUUGUCGAAAAAUUUGAAGGUGCCCUCGGCAAGGGAAAAGGAAGAAAAUUUUAUGCUUACAAAGUGAUGAUGCUUAAGAAAUGGAUGAAAUUUCAGCGUGAUUUUGAAAACUUUAGAACUGCCUGUAUACCUUGGGAAAUGAAAAUAAAAGAGAUUGAAAGCCAUUUUGGUUCCUCUGUUGCCUCCUAUUUCAUUUUCCUGAGAUGGAUGUAUGGAAUCAAUAUGGUGUUGUUUGGAUUAACGUUUGGCCUUGUUAUGGUCCCAGAGGCUUUAAUGGGAAAGCCAUAUGGAAGCAUGCCUAGGAAGACUGUCCCAAGGAGUGAGGAGGCCACGGCUAUGGACUUUGCUGUCUUGUGGGAUUUUGGGGGAUAUGCGCAAUACUCAGUAUUGUUCUACGGCUACUACAACAAUCAGCGUGCUGUUGGAUGGCUUAAGUUCCGAAUGCCUUUGUCCUACUUUCUAGUGGGUGUUGGAACAAUUGCCUACAGCUUCAUGGUAGUAAUAAGAACAAUGGCCCGGAAUGCAAAUGAAGAAGGUGGAGGUGAUGACACAAGCUUCAACUUCAGCUGGAAAAUGUUCACCAGCUGGGAUUACCUCAUUGGCAAUCCUGAGACAGCAGACAACAAGUUUGCUUCUAUAACCACUAGCUUUAAGGAAUCCAUUGUUGAAGAGCAGGAAAGCCGUAAAGAAGAAAACAUUCAUUUAACUCGCUUUCUGCGAGUGCUUGCUAACUUUCUCGUACUCUGCUGCCUCGCUGGGAGUGGAUACCUCAUCUAUUUUGUGGUGAGGAGGUCUCAGAAGUUUGCUCUGGAAGGCCUGGAGAACUACGGCUGGUGGGAAAGGAAUGAAGUGAAUAUGGUGAUGUCAUUGUUAGGAAUGUUCUGUCCAACAUUAUUCGAUGUCAUCAGUGCUUUGGAGAACUACCACCCUCGAAUCGCUCUGCAGUGGCAGCUUGGACGCAUCUUUGCCCUUUUUCUAGGAAACCUGUACACCUUUAUUAUUGCUCUCAUGGAUGAGAUCAAUCUUAAACGAGAAGAGGAGGAAAUAGUCAAGUUCAAUAUGACAAUAUGGGAAGCGGGUCUCUACAAUGGGACUUCAACUGGCAAUGCUACUGCCCGUCCGAUACAAGUGGAUCCUGCUGACGUGCCAAGGGGUCCGUGCUGGGAAACCAUGGUGGGGCAGGAAUUUGUGCGGCUCACCAUUUCUGACACUAUGACCACAUAUAUAACACUCCUGAUUGGAGACUUUCUAAGAGCCGUCUUUGUACGAUUCCUCAAUUACUGCUGGUGCUGGGACUUGGAGUAUGGGUUUCCAUCCUACUCGGAGUUUGAUAUCAGUGGGAAUGUACUUGGUCUGAUUUUCAAUCAAGGAAUGAUAUGGAUGGGCGCCUUUUACGCUCCCUGCCUCCCGGCCAUCAAUGUCCUGCGGCUGCAUGUGUCCAUGUACCUGCAGUGCUGGGCUGUAAUGUGCUGCAACGUUCCUCAGGAGCGAGUCUUCAAAGCCUCUGGGUCCAACAACUUCUACAUGGCCAUGCUGCUCGUCAUCCUCUUCCUGUCAACACUGCCCACCGUGUACACCAUCGUUUCCAUCCCGCCUUCUUUCGACUGCGGGCCCUUCAGUGGGAAAAACAGGAUGUUUGACGUCAUUCAAGAGACACUAGAAAAUGAUUUUCCAGCCUGGUUUGGGAAGGUCUUCAGCUAUGUAUCAAACCCUGGAUUGAUUCUUCCAUUCAUACUGCUCAUGGUAUUGGCAAUCUAUUAUCUGCAGUCAACAUCUAAGGCAUACAAGGCUGCCAACCUUGAUUUAAAAAAGAAACUUCAGACGCAAAAUGAAGAAAAUAAAAAGAAGAACAAAAAAGCUGCUUUAAAGGCAGCUAGCGAUUUAGAAGAAGCUAAAAAAGCAGCUCAAAACGAACCGGACAGCAGACCAUCACAGAACAGCACAAAAGAGAAGAAAGUAGCAAGCAGAGAAGGGGAAAGAUCCUGUCCUGGACAGAACAACGGACAACUGUACCCUCCAAAAGGACGAGGAAUGCGCCACGCAGGACUCCCACCACCCCGUAUUGCCCUGACGAGACCGCCAGUGUCUAGGGGACAAGGAAUGUCGGGGUAUUUACCUGGAAACCCAAGAUACCCGGGUCCUAGAAUGCCAAGAUCUCCAAAUACAUACCGUCUUGGGUCAUCGCGUGUUGUGGGCCAUCACUGGCAGUAGCCAUGGAGACAGCUGGGCUGUAGCUCCGGCUCUCCCUGGACUUU
Lepisosteus oculatus (spotted gar) is the source of this 3195-nucleotide messenger RNA. Lineage: Eukaryota; Metazoa; Chordata; Actinopteri; Semionotiformes; Lepisosteidae. The record is from RefSeq and is a predicted model, not a curated record.